Molecule: messenger RNA, 4633 nt
Organism: Malania oleifera
Lineage: Eukaryota; Viridiplantae; Streptophyta; Magnoliopsida; Santalales; Ximeniaceae
Product: phospholipase A I
Exons: 18
Coding region: 318-4328 (1336 amino acids)
Biological process (GO): fatty acid metabolic process
Cellular component (GO): membrane
Molecular function (GO): protein binding; glycerophospholipase activity
Source: RefSeq, a predicted model, not a curated record
CCUGUAUCUGUAAUCCAAGUAAAAAAGCCAGUCGUCUCUUUUCUCUUCUCCUCUCUUCGCUUCUCUUCUCUUCUCUUCUCUCUCUCUCUCUCUCUCGACAUUGAAGAAGUCAUCUCCCCCAGAACCCUAAAACCCUAGAAUUUCUCCAUACAAUUUGUCAAACGCAAUGAAUGUUAAAUUGAACGGUGAUGUUUAUUUUACAUUUCUAACAUUACAGGCAACAUGAAAUAAAUUUUAUUCGAAAACCGCAACGCAAUUGAAAAAGUCUGAUUCUUUUACUUCGAUCGUUUCUGUAAAGCCCUAGAAAUCUCACGACCAUGUCGUGGGGAUUGGGCUGGAAGAGGCCUUCCGAAAUCUUUCAUCUGACCUUGAAUUAUGGUACUGAAGAAGCUGCGGUUGCGGAGGACGACAACAGGGCAUCGUCCUCGUCGUUGUCUUCGUCCUCUGAGCCGUCGCAGGAUCAGGAUUUAGGGUUUCGGAUCGAGCUGGACUGGUCGGCUGGGGAUGACGAGGAGCAGGUGGCGCUGAGGCUGCAGUCGCAGCUGAUGGUGGCGCUGCCACUGCCGCAGGACACAGUGGUGCUGGAGAUGAGGGCGGUGGAGGAGGAGGGGGGGAAUGUAGGUGUAGACAUGAAGGUGGUGAAGCGGAGAGAGCCGCUGAGGAGCGUUGCCAUGUCGAAGGCCGUCGGGUCCGGGCAGCAGAGCGACGGCAUCGGCGUUCUCACGCGGUUGAUUAGAUCGAGUCUCACACCUCCGGCUUCUGCUGUCGUGGAUGGGGUGUCAAGUUGCGGCGAGCAUUGGAAGAGCGUCACUGUUGUGAACCUCUGUGGGUGUGGCUUGUCGGUAUUGCCUGUAGAGUUAACUCGACUGCCACUUCUUGAGAAGCUAUACCUUGACAAUAACAAGCUAACACUGUUGCCACCUGAGCUUGGUGAGCUGAAAAACUUGAAAGUUUUCAGUGUUGACAACAACAUGCUGGUUUCUGUACCUGUAGAGUUGAGACAGUGCAUUGAACUGGUGGAAUUGUCAUUGGAGCACAAUAAGCUAGUCCGACCUCUUCUUGAUUUCAGGGCUAUGGCCGAGUUACGCAUUCUUAGGCUUUUUGGUAAUCCUCUUGAAUUUCUCCCUGAGAUUUUGCCAUUGCAAAAACUUCGCCACUUGUCCCUUGCAAAUAUCAAGAUUGUGGCUGAUGAAAAUUUACGAUCUGUGAAUGUACAAAUAGAGAUGGAGAAUAGUUCUUAUUUCGUUGCAUCGAGACACAAAUUGAGUGCUUUUUUCUCUCUUAUAUUCCGUUUUUCUUCGUGUCAUCACCCUUUACUAGCAUCUGCACUAGCUAAGAUCAUGCAAGACCAAGGAAACCGUGUAGCUGUUGGUAAAGAUGAGAAUGCUCUGCGACAGCUGAUAAGUAUGAUAAGUAGUGACAAUCGUCAUGUGGUUGAACAAGCGUGCUCUGCUCUUUCAUCCCUCGCUGCAGAUGUUUCAGUAGCAAUGCAGUUGAUGAAAUCUGACAUAAUGCAGCCAAUUGAAAGAGUAUUAAAAUCUACUGGCCCAGAAGAAUUAGUUUCUGUAUUGCAAGUUGUGGUCAAUUUGUCUUUUGCAUCUGAUUCUGUCGCUCAAAAGAUGCUGACAAAGGAUGUAUUGAGAUCGCUGAAACUGUUAUGUGCUCAUAAAAACCCAGAGGUUCAAAGACUAGCUUUAUUAGCUAUUGGAAAUUUGGCCUUCUGCAUGGAGAAUCGCCAUACUCUUGUUACCUCAGAAAGUUUGCGGGAUCUUCUAUUGCGUUUAACGAUUGUACCAGAGCCAUGUGUAUAUAAAGCUGCAGCUCGUGCUUUGGCAAUUCUCGGAGAGAAUGAAAAUCUGCGGCGUGCCAUAAGAGGGAGGCAGGUUGCAAAGCAAGGACUGCGCAUACUUUCAAUGGAUGGGGGUGGCAUGAAAGGUCUGGCAACUGUGCGGAUUCUUAAAGAAAUUGAGAAGAGAACUGGAAAGCGGAUACAUGAGAUGUUUGACCUUAUAUGUGGCACCUCAACCGGAGGCAUGCUUGCUGUUGCUCUCGCAAUCAAACUAAUGACCUUGGAUCAAUGUGAAGAAAUAUACAAGAAACUUGGAAAGCUUGUGUUUGCUGAACCUGUGCCAAAGGACAACGAGGCAGCAACUUGGAGGGAGAAGUUGGAUCAGCUUUACAAAAGUUCAUCACAAAGUUUCAGAGUCGUUGUGCAUGGAUCUAAACACAGUGCUGAUCAAUUUGAGAGGCUGUUGAAGGAGAUGUGUGCUGAUGAAGAUGGAGACUUGUUGAUAGAGUCUGCAGUUAAAAGCAUUCCAAAAGUUUUUGUAGUAUCAACUCUGGUCAGCAUGAUGCCAGCGCAGCCUUUUUUAUUCCGUAAUUAUCAGUAUCCUGCUGGUACUCCUGAGUUACCUUUUGCACAUUCAGAUAGUUCAGCUGUCAGUGGGCUAGGAACAGCAACUACUGGUGCUCAAGUUGGCUACAAGCACAGUGCUUUUAUUGGAAGCUGUAAGCAUCAUAUAUGGCAAGCUAUCAGAGCAUCAUCUGCUGCUCCAUACUAUCUUGAUGAUUUCUCUGAUGGAGUGAGUCUCUGUUUUCCUACUGCUACUCUUGCAGAAGUACACCGCUGGCAAGAUGGUGCUAUAGUGGCAAACAAUCCUACUAUUUUUGCCAUUAGAGAAGCUCAACUUCUGUGGCCUGACACAAGAAUUGAUUGCUUGGUUUCCAUUGGAUGUGGUUCUGUGCCAGCAAAGGCCAGAAAAGGUGGUUGGCGUUAUCUGGACACUGGACAAGUGUUGAUUGAGAGUGCUUGCUCUGUUGAACGGGCUGAGGAAGCUUUAAGCACAUUGCUACCCAUGCUUCCUGAAAUACAUUAUUUUCGGUUUAAUCCAGUUGAUGAACGUUGCGACAUGGAGCUGGAUGAGACUGAUCCUGUGGGUUGGAUGAAGUUGGAAUCUGCAACUGAGGAAUACAUCCAAUACAACCCUCAGGCAUUCAAAAAUGCCUGCGAGAGGCUACUUUUGCCAUACCAACAUGAUGAAAAGUGGUCAGAGAAUUUGAAAUCUCAUCAGUUUCCAACGGCAAAGGCUUCAAAUUCUGAAGAAAAUAACCCUUCUUUAGGUCGGAGGCGUAAUGUACUACUUGUCGAAGCUUCUAACAACCCCAAUUCUGGAAGACUUGUUCAUCAUGCUCGGUCACUAGAGACAUUUUGUGCCCGAAAUGGAAUAAGAUUAUCUCUUUUGAAUGGGUUACCUGGAUCUUUGAAGACAGUACCAGCAACGACAUUUCCAACACCAUUUACCUCACCUCUUUUCACUGGAAGCUUCCCGUCAAGCCCACUUCUGUACAGUCCUGAUUUUGGUACUCAGAGGAUUGGACGGAUUGAUUUAGUCCCACCUUUAAGCUUGGAUGGAUUUCAAUCUGGGAAGACAGAUGCUUCGUCACCAAGGUCUCCUUCAGGACCCAGGCAGCUCUCUUCACCUGUCCGAUCAUUGCAUGAGAAAUUGCAGAGUUCUCCACAAGUGGGCAUUAUACAUUUAGCUCUCCAAAAUGACUCAUUGGGCUUAAUAAUAAGUUGGCAGAAUGAUGUAUUUGUGGUUGCUGAACCUGGAGAACUUGCAGAUAAGUUUCUACAGAGUGUUAAAUUUAAUAUGCUUUCAACGACAAGGGGUCGUCGCAGAAAGGAUGCAUCAACCAUUACCAACAUUUCAACUGUUGCUGAUUUGGUUGCAUAUCGACCAUACUUCCAAAUUGGAGGUGUAGUGCACCGGUACAUAGGACGCCAAACACAAGUCAUGGAAGAUGACCGGGAAAUUGGGGCAUAUAUGUUUCGUAGAACAGUCCCUUCCGUGCACUUAACACCUGAUGAUGUUCGUUGGAUGAUUGGAGCUUGGAGGGACCGGAUUAUCAUAUGCACAGGAAUAUACGGGCCUACCCCUACUUUGAUUAAAGCAUUCCUGGACUCUGGUGCCAAAGCUGUAAUAUCCCCUUCAGCUGAACCUUCUGAAGUACAAAUGGGCAUUUUCCAUGGAUCCGGGGAGUUCAAUGUUUUUGAAAAUGGGAAGUUUGAGAUUGGAGAGGAAGAGGCCGAAGAUGAAGAAGUAGAACCUGUCAGUCCAGUGAGUGACUGGGAAGAUAGUGAUGCUGAGAAAAGUGGGGAGCAUCCGAUGGGCUUUUGGGAUGAUGAUGAGGAGGAGCUGUCGCAGUUUGUGUGUCAGUUCUAUGACACAUUGUUCUGGGAAGGUGUAAGCGUUGAUGUUGCUCUACGCAAUGCUCUUGCCUCACAUCGCAGGCUGAGGUAUUCUUGCCACCUCCCUGGUAUGCCAUAGCUUGUAGAAAAAAUUUUGUACAUGAAGACGAAAAUUGAAGCCUGCAAAAGUAGGGAAUAAGAAAAUAGAUGUGUUGAGUAAAAUAACUGAAAAAAAAAAAGAAUAAUAAGAGAUGACAUCCAAUUUUGAGGCUCAUUACAAAUUAACCAUCCUAUGUUGAGAUGAAAUUCUCAGGCUCAUUACAUUAACACGAAGUAAAUAGUUUUACAUUUAUAGAUAUACAGAUGUACAGAAUUGAUGCUCCAUUUCAACACAUUUUAUUCUAUAUGCUUCUGCUAUGUUCAAAGAGCAAACUCUUAAGAUUC